Molecule: messenger RNA, 1053 nt
Organism: Prosopis cineraria
Lineage: Eukaryota; Viridiplantae; Streptophyta; Magnoliopsida; Fabales; Fabaceae
Exons: 1
Coding region: 1-855 (284 amino acids)
Biological process (GO): shoot system development; root development
Source: RefSeq, a predicted model, not a curated record
AUGGCAGCCUCUGAGUCAAACACUAAAAACUCUCUUCACAUCCGUUCUAACAGCUUUCCAUCUGCAACUCACCCCCUUGUAUCACAAUUUGAGGAGCAUCUUAACAGAUUGAAGUCUUCUGAAUCUGCUUCUUCUUCUUCUCUAAGCCAGAAGCUCAGUGGUUUGCAAGAUUUGUAUGACUGCACUGAUAAGUUGCUCCAGAUGUCAAUCAACCAACAAACCAUUGAAAAAGAAUGCAGCAAAAAAUGGGUUGAUGAACUACUUGACAGGUCUCUGAGAAUCUUGGAUAUUUGUACGGCUGCAAGAGAUUGCCUACUACAGUCGAAGGAAAGCAUGCUUGAACUUUGUUCACUCAUUCGAAGGAGGAGAGGCGCAGAAACUGGAUUCACAGUUGAGGCUGGAAAAUACUUGGCUUCAAGGAAGAACAUGAAGGCAAUACGAAAGGCCUUUAGAAAUUUCAAAGGAAUGACAUAUGAGUUCCCUACAAACAGAGAGAAUGACAUUCUUAGCAUAUUAAAAGAAGCAGAAGCGGUCACUGUGAGCACAUUAGACUCUUUGUUGACCUUUAUCUCUGAUCCAAAGGGACAGUUAAAGCAAAACAGAUGGUCAGCAAUCUCCAGGUUGAUUCAACCAAAAAGAGUAGCUUGUUCUGAAGAAUCAGAAUCAAACGAAUUUGAGAUGGUUGAUGUGGCUUUGAGAUCUCUCACAAGGUACAAGCUUGAUUCUUCUGAGAAUCUUCAAGCCUAUAUGGGAAAUCUGGAGAUUUGCAUUGACGAUUUAGAAGCAGCAGCUGAGAGCCUCUCAAGGAAACUAAUCAAAACCAGAGUUUCCCUUCUCAACAUCUUCAACCACUAGUUUCAUAAAUUAAUUAGAACAACCUUUGACACCCAAAUCCAAUUUUCCCAUGAGUGUCCCAUACUUGCACAGUAUUGUAAUUAUAGAUGCUAUUUUGUCACGGAAUAUAUGUUAUCUUGGGAUCACAAUACUGUCAUUUGACCAUUUGUCUUCUUUCCAACCCUUAAAAACAAAAGAAGUUUCAGUUUUUCAUUUUUC